AUGUCCAUGUACACCAUCAACGUUGGCGUUUCGUCGGUUCUCAAGCCAGUCGUCGUCAUUGCGGCCAAGCAGCACGCGAGCCUGCAGCAGUCCUUGGCCGGCGAUGACCUCGUCACCAGCCCGGCGGCAGGCAACAUGCCGCCAGCCCCCUCCUCGCCGCUGUGCUAUCUGGCCCAACCUCGGCAGAAUGUGUUGCUUCAGAUUGCCAUCCAGGGCGUCGACGCGCAGUUCCAGGGACAGGCUGUUACGUGCAGCCUUGCUCCCAAGAGCGGGUGGGGUGGCACCUGGGCGCCGCCCAUUGCCCCGUCGCCACCGGCAACCGUUGCGGAUUACUUUCCCUUUUCCCUGCCUGCCCAGAGCGUGCCGUUCGGGUACAGCGGACUGUAUACCGUGACGCUCACCCCCACCAACGGCGGACCGCCGGUCGAGCUGCCGCAGCUGCUGGCCCUCGAGCUGUACGUCCUGCCCGUGGCCAAGCUGGCCAACAUCUUUGACGUCGGCAUCCCCCUGCUGCUUCUCCGCAUGUUUGUGCUGGCGGCAACGUGCCAGAAGCUCAGCACGCCUGACGACUGGGUCUCGAUGGUCGCGCGCAUCGCCCACGGCUCGGCGCAGCCCUUCACGGGGCAUGCGUGCAAGACCAACGAGCACUGGCUCAAGUACGAGACUGUUGGCGGGAACCCCAGCUUCGCCGGCGAGUACGGCAGCGGCGGGUUCAACCUGCCGGCUUGGCUGGACUCGUGGCGCGUCUGGAACCAGUACAAGAAGCUGACGACGGUCAACUGCUUCGACCAGGGGGCCAUCGCGCAGACUGCCCUGUCGCUGGGCGUGCCCUACGAGGAGCUUUCCUGGGAGCACCACCAGGUCUACGGGUUCAUCCCCAAGACACCGGAAAUGAUUGCGCAGACGGAGCUGGUGGGCUGGGGCCCCUGCAACAACCCCUUCUUCGAAUACAAGACGUCGGACAUGGUGCUGCCAGACUACGCCUCUCCGGACCGGCAGCCGUUCCGCAACCACGUGUGGAUCUCGUGGUCCCGCGGCAAGGCCCUGAGCGAGGAGCUGAGGGCCGAGUUCAACCAGCUCGUUCGCGGAGACGGCAACUACCCUUCGCAGGCGGCCGCGUUUGAGAAGGACCACGGCUUGACCAUGCUGAUGAUUGACUCGUGCGCCGGGCCGCACACGGGCACCGAAUCUCGCGCAGAGUACGAAGCCACCAAGCUGCUCGUGUCGACCCCCUUUGCCGACAACUUCUCCAGCUACGUCAAGAGCAACACCAAGAGCAGCCCGGGGCGCUGGGCCGAGGCGCACAGCAUCGGACCCGGCGUCACGCAGCACUCGGGCGGCACCCCGCCCGUCGAACACACCCACUUCCUGCCCCCGGGAACGGAAUCCGCCUUCUCCAGCAUGAUCCAGGACAUCAAGGACCAAGACCUGCCCAGCUACCGGCCGCAGGACCCGAGCCAGCUCUUCACCGGCGACCUCGACCUGGUGAGCAAGAGGUUCCAGGCGCUGGUCCAGAACAGCCUCGGCGGCUACGGGUGCGCGCUGACGGGCCCCGUGCCCAUCCGGCCCUACGAGGCCAGCGACGGGAGCAGCGCGUCCGAGUACAAGUUUGGCUACACGACGACGCGGAACCCCGACGACCGGGACGGGCUGCGGUUCGUGUCGCUCCAGUUUUACGUGUACAAGAGCGGGCAGCUGGCCACGGACGGGCUGGCCACGCGGCUGGCCCUGCUGAGCCUGACGUCGGCCAACGCGCAGCGGCUGGGGCCGGAGACGACGUCGGGGACGUACGUGUCGGCGUUUGCCAACAUGCGGGCGUUUACGCUCUACAACGUGGCGGUGCGGAUGUCGGGGCCCUUGUUCUUUGCCGAUUUCGGCAGCGCGGCGGCGACGCAGGUUGCCAUCGACUUGGCUCAAGAUAUGAGGGGAGGGAACUACUAA
Molecule: messenger RNA, 1941 nt
Organism: Ustilaginoidea virens
Lineage: Eukaryota; Fungi; Ascomycota; Sordariomycetes; Hypocreales; Clavicipitaceae
Exons: 1
Coding region: 1-1941 (646 amino acids)
Source: RefSeq, a predicted model, not a curated record